This is a messenger RNA of Sebastes umbrosus (honeycomb rockfish), 2215 nucleotides long. Its product is annotated as acidic leucine-rich nuclear phosphoprotein 32 family member E-like. Gene Ontology annotation, biological process: regulation of apoptotic process. The record is from RefSeq and is a predicted model, not a curated record. NCBI's taxonomy places the organism in Eukaryota, Metazoa, Chordata, Actinopteri, Perciformes, Sebastidae. The transcript is spliced from 8 exons. Gene Ontology annotation, cellular component: nucleus. Bases 117 to 923 code for a protein of 268 amino acids. Gene Ontology annotation, molecular function: phosphatase inhibitor activity; histone binding.
CGUGGUCUAGCUGUGGAGGUCGGUUGCUGAGCGAACAUGGAGGUGUAGUGAUCGCUGGUCUCCUCUGAAGGAAGGCGCCGCACAGAGCCGCCGUUUAUUUUCUGUUUCCUUUGUUAAUGUUUUACUGUUCGGACUCCAGCAUGGAGAUGAAGAAGCGGGUGAGCCUGGAGCUGAGGAACCGGAGCCCAGCGGAGGUGGCAGAGAUGGUGGUGGAUAACUGCCGCUCCAGCGACGGAGAGGUCGAAGGUCUGACAGAUGAGUACAAGGAACUGGAGAUCCUCAGCAUGGUGAACGUUGGCCUCUCCUCGCUCUCCAAACUGCCCUCGCUGCCCAAACUACGCAAGUUGGAGGUGAGUGAUAACAUCAUCGUGGGAGGUCUGGACAAGCUGGCGGAGAAAUGUCCCAACCUGACGUACCUGAACCUGAGCGGGAACAAGAUCAAGGAGCUGAGCAGCAUUGAGACGCUGCAAAACCUGAAGAACCUGAAGAGUCUGGACCUGUACAGCUGUGAGGUGUCCACGCUAGACGACUACAGAGAGAGCAUCUUCGAGCUGCUGCCUCAGAUCACCUUCCUGGACGGAUACGACCAAGAGGACAAUGAGGUGCCUGACUCAGAGGGCGACAACGACAACGACGACGACGAUGAAGCCGGUCCACCUAAAGACGACAAUGACGACGACGAUGAUGAUGACGAUGAAGAGGAUGAGGAUGCUGACAGCUCUGAGGGAGACGAGGACGAGGUCGGCCUGUCGUACCUGAUGAAGGAGGGAAUCCAGGAUGAGGAAGACGAUGGAGACUAUGUUGAAGAAGAGGAGGACGACGAGGAGGAGGAGGAAGAUGGAGAUGUGGACGGUGCAGAUGUUCAAGGGGAGAAGAGGAAGAGAGAUGCAGAGGAUGAUGGUGACGAUGAUGAUGAUGAAUAGUUGAAUCACCUUCGCCACCUGUAACCAACCCCCCCUCCCCUACUCCUCCUAGAGGGACCUCUGACCCCACCGGGAGUCGCUGCAGAUAGACAGGAAACGGAGAGCAGGUUCAGGAUCAGUUCUCACCAAACACACUCGUUAUACAUGGCUGUCAUUUGACUGAUGAUGUCAUCGUUUUCCUGGUAACAUGUGAUCGGAUCACAGAUCAAUACUCAGUGUUGCGAUUGGUUCUCUGACUGUUCCAAACUCCAUUGAAGAAACUGCAAAUUUUAUACCAUCAGUCUGAAAACUUUAUUCACAGCUACUCUGAUUAACAGACUUACAUGGUGGAAAGUGACUCAGUACUUUAACUGAAGUACUGUACAGAGUACCAACUGUGUAUAAAUACACAAACUGCUCACAUGUUACUGCAUCAGACAAACUAUAUCUACCUGUUUGAUCUUUUCGUUUUAUUGAUUAUUGAUCCGGACUAGGAGUUCACACUUCUAAUGUUUUCAACUCAGUUCGACUUCCUAUUUACGUCUCUUUUAUGACAAACACUAGACUGCGUGUGAUCAUCAGUUAUCAAACCGUUUUAUCAUCAAUAAUCACAAUUUGAACCAGACUGGAGGUUCACGUCUGUUCAGCAGGUGGUCAAAUUCCACCUUCUUAACCCUGUAGUCCGGUCUGUGACUCUAAAGACUACAUUACCCAUGAGCCUCAGCUCUCUGAUUGGAUGAUUUUGACAGCAGUGCAUUUGGGGUGAAUUUCUCUGUAUUUUGACCCCCCCACCACCUGUUGGUCUGCGGCUCCAUGCUCCUCCUGGUCUUCGUGGAUCCAGAGUCGGGUCUCUGUGGAUUUAGACUCUUGUUUCUGCUCCUACUGGUCUCUGUGGGUCCAGACUCUGGUCUCUGUUCCCACUGGUCUCUGCUCCUACUGGUCUUUGUGGAUCUAGACUCUGGUCUCUGCUCCUACUGGUCUCUUUGGAUCCAGACUCUGGUCUCUGCUCCUCCUGGUCUCUGUGGAUCUAGACAGUGGUACCUGCUCCUCCUGGUCUCUGUGGAUCUAGACCGUGGUACCUGCUCCUCCUGGUCUCUGUGAAUCCAGACUCUGGUCUCUGCUCCUCCUGGUCUCUGUGGGUCCUGAAUCCUGACUCUGGUCUGUGUAAAUAGAAGUGAAGUGGUCUCUGUGGGUUUUUGGCGUCCUGUGUGAAUCUCUCUUGAGUUCAUUUUAUUUUUUUAUUCCCGUCUUCUUCUUCUUCUUCUUGUGUCGCUGUAACGAGUGUUUUUCAAUAAAAACAAAUUAAAUCUCAA